Molecule: messenger RNA, 324 nt
Organism: Meloidogyne enterolobii
Lineage: Eukaryota; Metazoa; Nematoda; Chromadorea; Rhabditida; Meloidogynidae
Source: the annotation of a GenBank genome assembly
UAUAAUGAAACUGAAAUGAAAAAAUCAAAGGAAAAGUGUGAAAAUGAGAGAAAAAUUUGUGUUAACGAGUUUGAUAGAAUAAUUGCUUUAAAUAUGGCUUUAAAUCCUUUGUGUAGAUUUAAAAGUUAUUGGAAUCCACAAGACAAUGAAAGGAAAAAAUAUUUGGAAAGUGUUGGAACUUGGACUGAACAAGGAAAGAAAAGCAAAAACGAAAAACAAUUAUUUGAAUUUAACGAAAAAGAGGUUGAUGCUAUUUAUUUUGAUGAUGCCAAUUUAAUUGAUGUUGAAAUUGAUAAAGAAAUAAAGCCAAUUGAGAAGGUGUGA